Molecule: messenger RNA, 1154 nt
Organism: Calliphora vicina (urban bluebottle blowfly)
Lineage: Eukaryota; Metazoa; Arthropoda; Insecta; Diptera; Calliphoridae
Product: short-chain dehydrogenase/reductase family 16C member 6
Exons: 4
Coding region: 39-1019 (326 amino acids)
Cellular component (GO): lipid droplet
Molecular function (GO): oxidoreductase activity, acting on the CH-OH group of donors, NAD or NADP as acceptor
Source: RefSeq, a predicted model, not a curated record
GAAAUAGAAAUUAUUUAAAAAAAAAAAAUAAAAACAUCAUGGCCAAUAUGAAAACUCAACUAUUGCACAUGGACAAUCCGGUGCGAGCUGUUUUACAAUUUCUUUUGGAUCUAUUAAUAUUUUCAUUGAAAUCAAUUUUUUAUAUAUUGGAAUCAUUGUAUUACACCAUACUACCCGACCGUUUUCGUAAACUUAAGGAUGUUUCAGGUCAAGUUGUUUUAAUCACUGGAGGUGGAGGAGGAGUAGGACGUCUAAUAGCCCUAAAUUUUGCUAAAUUAAAUGCCCGCAUUGUGAUAUGGGACAUAAAUCAAGAAGCUAUAAAAACAACCAUCAAUCUGUUGGCCCAGAAUGGUCAUCACAAUUGCAAGGGCUAUGUUGUUGACAUUUCAAAUCGUGACGAAGUAUACGAGAGGGCAGCUCAAACAGUCAACGAAGUAGGCCACGUCGACAUUCUGGUCAAUAACGCCGGUAUUGUGUGUUGUAAGCCAUUUUGGGAUCUUCCAGAUCGUGUCAUUCAAAGUACAUACAACAUAAAUAUUAUAUCACACUAUUGGACUGUUAAGGCAUUCCUGCCACACAUGAUGCAACACAAUCGUGGCCACAUUGUUACCGUUGGCUCGGUGACCGGAAUGUUGGGCACCUAUGGCUGCUCUGAUUAUAGUGCAACAAAAUAUGCCUGCAUUGGUUUUCACGAGAGUCUUCUGACUGAUCUCAAGACCCAUGGUUACGACAGUAUCCAUAUGACAUUGAUAUGUCCGUAUUACAUAAAUACAGGUAUGUUUUCGGGUGUGCAACCACGUAUGUUUCCCAUGCUGGAGCCCCAAUAUGUGGCUGAUCAAAUAACGUCAGCCGUCCGUAAGAACGAAACGUGGUGUGUAUUGCCAAAUUCAAUACGUACAUUUACACCUCUGAAAUGUCUAUUACCGGCAAAAAUGUGUUGGGAACUGAUGUCUCGGGUUAUACGUGGACCCGAAUCGAUGAUGAUGUUUCAGGGUCGUGGUCGUGUAGCUGCUGGCUAAAAGCUAACUAAUUGAAAAUAUUUCUAGCUUUUAAUUACUUAUAUAGGUACUAUAUUUAACAUAAAUUUAUUUUUUAUGAUUACAUAUUUAAUAAAUUAUUUCGAUGCAAAAAUUGGAAAUUAUUCUAAAAACUGA